AUUGACAUUAAAUUUUGUAAUCAAAUAGAAAAUAUAACAGUCGAUGAACAAAUAAAACUAACAUCAUGCUAAAUGGAUCCCAAAUAUGUAUUUAAUUAAAAUGAAAGCCAUGAUCUUUGUUUUUAUCAAUAUUUAACUCCUAAUUUAGCUAUAUGGGGCUCCAACAUGAGCUAUCGACGACUUCGUUGCUCAAACUCUGCUCAUUUAUCUUUUGGGGUUGGUCGUAUCUAUGCUGUGCUCAUAACGCGCCAGAGAAAAAUCCGGAAUGGUCCUCCAGGGUGAUUACCCUACUUCAUGGCAGUGUAGCAACUGUGGCUGGACUGUGGCAAUGUGGUUUGACAACUAUUACGAAACAUUCUCUCACGUCAAAAAUAACGGUAGCUCAUUACGCCCUAAUGCUUUGGUCGUGGGGUUACUUCGCAUUUGACUUGGUGUGGUGCCUUAUAUACUGGUCGAAUAGCUACGUCAUACUCUGCCAUCAUUUGACUGCUUUGAUAGGGGUCAAUAUUUACAUGACCAAGGACUAUACGGGAUGUACGUUCGCCUGCACGCUGGCGCUGAUGGAGGUCACCAAUCCACUUUUGCAAACGCGAUGGCUUCUGCGUAAUGAAGGUUAUGGUCAAACGAUGCCAUUUUACAUAAUUGAGAUGAUAUAUUUGUUGAUGUUUGUGUCUCUAAGAGGGCCGUUCUGCACAUAUCUCAUAUUCAAAAUCCUUAAAUCAGACAUAUUGGAUACAGAUGAGAAGAUAGUAUCAGUAGUACUAUAUCUGGUGUCCCUAGAAUUGAUCUAUGAAAUACUUAGCUACGUUAUGUACAAGUAUAAAAAUAAAAUAGACACAUUCCGGGGAUUAGCUAAUGAACUAGGUGUAGUAUUAAAUUAUAUGCCAUAAAAGAUUUUUAUAAAAAACAAUGUUUACAAUUUAAGUAAAUAAAACUCUUUUCAAUAUACUGUUUUGGGAUUUCCCUAAUUUUUGAUGUGAACAUAUUA
Molecule: messenger RNA, 988 nt
Organism: Danaus plexippus (monarch butterfly)
Lineage: Eukaryota; Metazoa; Arthropoda; Insecta; Lepidoptera; Nymphalidae
Product: TLC domain-containing protein 5-like
Exons: 4
Coding region: 153-890 (245 amino acids)
Cellular component (GO): membrane
Source: RefSeq, a predicted model, not a curated record